Helicoverpa zea (corn earworm) is the source of this 1470-nucleotide messenger RNA. RefSeq names its product collagenase-like. The record is from RefSeq and is a predicted model, not a curated record. Gene Ontology annotation, biological process: proteolysis. Bases 328 to 1275 code for a protein of 315 amino acids. The transcript has 8 exons. Lineage: Eukaryota; Metazoa; Arthropoda; Insecta; Lepidoptera; Noctuidae. Gene Ontology annotation, molecular function: serine-type endopeptidase activity.
UUUCAGAAUACAUUGGAGAUUAUAUUCAGUUCCUUUAGAGGCCAGAAAACAUAGAAUUUCCCUAUAGAAUGGGUUUUAAAAUCUCUGAGUUACUCUAAACCAGUUGACUAUGCGCAUUUUGUUCUAAAGUACUUUCUUAGCGAUAAGUAAAAGAAUUGUACACCAAUAUUUUUCUCACUCAGCAACAAGUCAAAUGGCCUGAAGAUGAUGUGCACAAACAAUAAUUAAUUAUUAUUAUCAGGAAAUAAAAAAUAACUUAGAUUACAACUGAUAAAGCACACGGUAUGCUUAAACCUUAAUUAAUUACCGAUUAAUUAAUUAACAGUCAUGUGGGGUGCGGUCGUGAUUUUCACAAUAGCUGCUGGGAUAUCGGCAUCUGCUGAAGUUCUUCCCCCAGAAGCUACUCAUGCAGACUCCCGGAUAGUAUCAGGAUGGGAGGCCAGGGAGGGCCAGUUCCCGUACAUGCUGUGGCUGCGUACAGUUCGCUGGACUGGUGACAUUACUGCUUGCGGCGGCUCCAUCAUCCACCAGCGAUGGGGACUUACCUCUGCUAGAUGUACCGCUCAGCGCGUCGAGGUCACGAUCCAUGCCGGCAGCGUGAACCGCAACACUCCCCGUGUGGUGCUGCAAGCUCUCGAUACCUUCAGACCUCCAGGGUAUGAAGACUCCAUGCAGCCCAUCACCCAGCCUAACGAUAUCAGUCUCAUGCGGUUCAGCCAGGACCUCACUUUUAAUAGCAACAUUCAACCGAUCAGAAUCCAGCGCUCUGCAGACAGGGACCGCGACUACAGCAGUGUGCUGAUGACCACCAGCGGCUGGGGAACCACAUGGACUUGCGUUGAGGCCAACUGUCCUACUCCCGUAAUCCUAAACUGGGUGCACCUAGUGGGCGUAUCGAACUUCAUGUGCCUGCUCAUCUACAACUCUAACUACCUGAUCAGACCUACCACCAUCUGCGCCGGUCCUUACAACGUCACCAGCCAGUCUAUUUGUGGGGGUGACAGCGGUGUCCCACUGACUACGGUGGAGGCUGAUGGAGUGGCCACUCAGAUUGGAAUCGGUUCUUUCGCCUCUGGAUUUGGAUGUCACGUUGGUUUGCCUGGAGGUUUCACCCGGCCUGGCCACUACCACGACUGGAUCCGUCAGGUGACGGGCAUCAGCUUCGACAGGAGUGCAGUAGCUGACGAUGAGCUGACCAAUACUGAUGCAGAGGUGCAUGGAAACAAGGCAACGUUAGAUAUACUGGAAACACGAGACGGCGUGAAGAUUUAUUAACAAAAUAAAGUAUUAGCAAAACUGUACUUAUUUCAAAGAACGACACAUACACUCACAAAAGAUUUCAUAGCAAGUAUAUAAUUACAUACUUACUAUUUAAUGUCAACCUACGGUUGUUAUAGAAGAAAUCACGAUUCGUGUGAAACAUUUUGUUACAACAUGUUCAAGAAGUAUAAUAAAUAAGUAAAUAAACAA